AUGAAAUAAAUAAUAAGUUAUUGUUGGUGCAUAUUGAUCUCGUUUCAAACCUUUCUCUCUCGGAUUCAAGUCUGCGUUUAUUUUUUCUCUUUGUCACAACAACCAUAGCUUGAAGCUUCUCCGCGUCAACCAUGGCCGAUAAAGUUCCCCCGAAUGCUGGAUCUCAAGGGUUCAACCCAGGCUUGAUUGUUCUCCUGGUUAUUGGUGGGUUGCUGUUGACAUUUCUCAUUGGAAAUUACGCGCUCUACGUUUAUGCACAGAAGGCCCUCCCUCCUAGAAAAAAGAAACCAGUCUCGAAAAAGAAGAUGAAAAAGGAGAGGCUGAAGCAAGGAGUCUCUGCACCUGGAGAGUAAAGGCAUUUUACUCAAAUGUUCUGUUGAAUGUGGAUUACCUUGUACUUUUUAAAGAAUUCUGGUUCUGUGGUGUCUUAAGUACUUUCAUGUUUCCAUCCUGUGUUUUAUUGACAGAAAGUUUAGCUAUAUUAAUUAGUACUUUAGCAACAUAUUUGGGACAGGUUAUUUGGUGGUUUAGUUAAUCAUUUUUCUUUCAACAAAUGGCAGAUAUAGGAAAAAAUGGCAUAAUUACAUCUUGGAUUUGUUGAUGUUGAAGUAAGAUUUCACAUUAAGUGUUUUUGAUCACACAAAUAUAGCCUUCACAUAGGGCAUAUAUUGAUAAUUGAUAUAAGGUGUUGGAAUCCCAAAGUUUGUAUUCAAAUAGGGUAGGUUCUGUGGUCUUUUGUGGGGGUUUGUCUCGGCUGUUUGGGAGUUCCUGUUAUGCAGUUCACCGCCUGCAUUUCUGUUAUGGUGUGAUUCUGUACCAGUUUUACUACUAUGUGUGGUCUGGGCCUGUGGCUGUCUUGCAAUAUUUAUUAUUCUAAUUCUGAAAAUAUACAUUAAUUUGAUUUUCACUCUGUGAAAA
Medicago truncatula (barrel medic) is the source of this 918-nucleotide messenger RNA. Its product is annotated as DNA-binding protein S1FA. Gene Ontology annotation, molecular function: DNA binding. Bases 132 to 353 code for a protein of 73 amino acids. Gene Ontology annotation, cellular component: nucleus. Gene Ontology annotation, biological process: regulation of DNA-templated transcription. NCBI's taxonomy places the organism in Eukaryota, Viridiplantae, Streptophyta, Magnoliopsida, Fabales, Fabaceae. The transcript has 2 exons. The record is from RefSeq and is a predicted model, not a curated record.